Messenger RNA from Ostreobium quekettii, 525 nucleotides. The record is from the annotation of a GenBank genome assembly. NCBI's taxonomy places the organism in Eukaryota, Viridiplantae, Chlorophyta, Ulvophyceae, Bryopsidales, Ostreobiaceae.
AUGUACCUCCCGCAGCGCUGGGCCGCAGCUCGCAAGGGGGGGCUGUUCCAGCAGGGCGCGCCCCGCACCAGGGUGCCUGUGCUGAGCGCCGCGUGCCCCCAAGGCUGGCCCCGGCUCUCGGGGGUGGCCGUGUUCGCGGUGUCCGCCCUGCUGGUGUGGAUCUGGGCGGACCUGCCCUCGGGCGGGACGCCAUGGACGCAGACAGGGGAGGAGAUUGACGUCGUGGGUGGGUGCGUUCGGUGCGAGGGUGCGCGACGGUCGGGAAUCGUUAGCUUUGGGGACGUCUGGCCCUUGGGAAUGGAAUUGAAUGUGGGCGGCUUGCCGAAGAUUCUCUGUCGUGAUGGGGAAGCCCGUCGGGCAAUCUGGCACCCCAGUCCAAGAAGAGAACUUGCGAAUGUCCUUCUGAUGGCUUCGGAGGCCCUGCUGGAGUUUGUAGGCAAAGCGGGGUAUCUCAUAUCUUGUGAGCGGCGGGUUUAUUGCCAAUUGCACGAGGUCUGCGACCUGAUCGUACAAAGCCGACGUUGA